This is a messenger RNA of Pyricularia grisea, 1391 nucleotides long. RefSeq lists its product as uncharacterized. Gene Ontology annotation, molecular function: hydrolase activity, hydrolyzing O-glycosyl compounds. The transcript is spliced from 2 exons. The coding region runs from base 681 to 1391 and encodes 236 amino acids. The record is from RefSeq and is a predicted model, not a curated record. Gene Ontology annotation, biological process: xylan catabolic process. NCBI's taxonomy places the organism in Eukaryota, Fungi, Ascomycota, Sordariomycetes, Magnaporthales, Pyriculariaceae.
AUGGGUUCCAGCUUUCUGGUUUCGUUCGGCAAACAAUAUCUAAAUCUAGAUUGGGUCUAGAACUAAAACAAAAAAAGACAACUGAAAUUAAACCAAGCUCAAAGACCGAAAGGCUUGAGAGGUUUGCAGCCUAUAAUGGACGUUAUAUUGGCUCUACAGCCGCGCGACUAGAAAUCCUGUCUCCCCAAAUUAGACAUCCCCAGACUACCGGAUUCCCCUUGAAUUUGGUACUGCGCAUUUGACCAGGGUUAUGCCAUGGUUCCUAGAUCCACGUUCUGGGGAUGCGAUGCGGCUGCUACUGUGAUGAUCCUUUUGCCGUGUCUCCCGGACCGACCUUCCCCUUUUUCCUCUUAUCAUGCUACUUUGAGGUUUGGUUGAUAACAUGCUGAUUCUCACAUGCCCAAAGGGGCAAGCCUAAGUAUCCACCCGGUUAGCCGAAUAACUGGGCAGUGGCAUUUAGGGAGAGAAGAAGGAUAUAUGGAUCUCAGAGGUGAAGGAUUUACCAGAGAAAAAAUAUAUAAAACCCUCCUCCCCCUCUGCCCACAUCACGAUUACUCUGCUCAUCUGCUCCCCAGGUCUUCGAAUCCAGAGAUCCCAAGUGUGCUGUCUCAAACCAGACAACCUCAACGCCACACCAGUUGCACAAGAGUUAAAAAUAUCUCAGAGAAAAGACUCUCAAGAUGCAGAUCCUCACAUGGGCCCUCGCCGCCCUCGCGGCCAUCCCCGCCGUGACUGCGGCCCCCUUCGAGACGGUCGAGGCCUCGUCCAUGGAUGAGUUGGUUGAGCGCUCCCCCAACGUGACUCUCGUGGCCCGCGGCACUCCGUCGUCGACCGGCACACACAACGGCUUCUACUACUCCCACUGGACCGACAAUGCCAACGCAGACGUCACCUACUCCAUGGGAAGUGGCGGUCAGUUCUCGUACACCUGGCGCAACAGCGGCAACUUUGUCGGUGGAAAGGGUUGGAACCCGGGAACUUCUGGCCGCGUCAUCAACUACUCUGGCAGCUACAGCCCCCAGGGCAACUCAUACCUCGCCGUGUAUGGCUGGACCCGCAACCCGCUGAUCGAGUACUACGUGGUCGAGAACUUUGGCACCUACAACCCGUCGUCGGGCGCCACCAACCGCGGGUCCUUCACGUCGGACGGCAGCACCUACGACAUCCUGGUCAGCACCCGGUACAACCAGCCGUCGAUCGACGGCACCCAGACCUUUCAGCAGUUCUGGUCGGUUCGCCGCAACAAGCGCGCGAGCGGGACCGUCACCUUUGCCAACCACGUCAACGCCUGGCGCAACGCCGGCCUCAACCUCGGCAACCAGUGGAACUAUCAGAUCCUGGCCGUCGAGGGAUACCAGAGCAGCGGUUCGGCCAGCAUGACUGUUCGCUAA